AUGGCGAUUUUGAAAAGGAAUCGAUACCAGCAGUGUUUGCUGUGUUUUGUUUUGUUUAUUCAACUAUCAGGUGUUUUUUGUUUCAGUGAGCUCUCCUACAUCACAGAACCCAGUGAUGUUGUAGUAAUAACCAGGAAUCCAGUGACCCUGGACUGUGUGGCCCACGGUCAGCCUCCCAUCACCAUCAGAUGGCUGAGGAAUGGAGUCAGGGUAGAGGAGAGCGAACGACUACAGAUCCUGUCCAACGGAUCACUGUACAUACCUGAGGUCAGGAGAGACGGGGAGGAGUCAGACAAAGGGUUCUAUCAAUGCCUCUCUCAGAAUAGAUAUGGAGCCAUAUUAAGCCAAAGAUCCCGACUGACUAUCACAAAUAUCUCACCGUUCGUGGUGCAUCCUGUGCUUUUGGAGGUGACUGAGGGUUCCGUGGCCAGGUUCACCUGUCAGGUGACCUCUAACCCUCCUGCCAGCGUGACCUGGGAGCUAGACCAAAGCACACUACCGCUGGAGACAGACAGAAUCACAGUCCUGCCCAACGGAGUUCUCCAGAUCCACAACGUCCAGCUAGAGGAUGCUGGGAAGUACCGCUGUGUGGCCAGAAAUAUCGGCAACCGCGUCAACAGCAGCGAGGCAACGCUCUCCGUUAUCAAACCAGGUGUCGGCCCUAAGCCCCGUCAGACGCCCCGGAUCGUAGCGGGCCCCCAGAAUGUGACGGUGUCCCUCCACCACACUGUGGUUCUGGAGUGUAUCGCUACGGGCAACCCCAGACCCAUCAUAUCCUGGAGCCGAGCCGACAGUAAACCCAUUGACGUGUACAAUGCCAGGGUGCUGGGCAGUGGGAACCUCUUGAUCAGUAAUGUGAAGCCUCAGCACAAUGGGGUCUACAUCUGUAGAGCCUCCACACCAGGAACUCGUAACUACACCAACGCUGCUGCCAACCUCACCGUGUUCGAGCCUCCGUCCAUGGUGGAGAGGCCAGAGAGCCAGACUCGUCCCAGGGCUGGCACUGCCCGUUUCAUGUGCCAGGCUCAGGGUGUGCCCCCACCUCGCAUCACCUGGCUGAAAAAUGGAGAGGAGGUGCACCUGAACGGCAGGAUCAAGAUGUACAACAGUAAACUGGUGAUCACUCAGAUCAUCCCGGAGGAUGAUGCCAUCUACCAGUGUGUGGCGGAGAACGAGCAGGGCAGCGUUCUGUCCCUGGCACGCCUCAUCGUGGUGAUGUCUGAGGAUCGGCCCAGUGCGCCCAGGAACAUCCACGCUGAAACCAUCUCCUCCUCAGCCAUCCUACUGGCCUGGGAGAGACCCAUCUACAACGCUGACAAAGUCAUUGCUUUCUCUGUACACUACAUGAAAGCUGAGGGACUAAACAAUGAGGAGUAUCAGGCAGUGAUUGGCAACGACACGACCAGCUACAUCAUAGAUGACCUGGAGCCAGCCUGGAACUACUCGUUCUACAUGGUGGCCUAUAUGCCGGUGGGAGCUAGCCGUAUGUCUGACCAAGUCUGUCAACACACUCUGGAGGACGUGCCUCUACGUACCCCAGAGCUCAGUCUGACCAGCCACAGCCCUACAGACAUCCAGGUGUCGUGGCAACCCCUGUCCACCAAACUGUCCCGUGGUAACAUCUGGGCCUACCGACUCUCCUACCGCACGGCCGCAGACGCCACGGUUUUGUCUGUGGAACUGGCCCAGAACAACACCCAGUACCUCCUCGGUGAUCUUCAGCCUGAUACCAUCUACCUUCUCCGGAUCUCUGCAGCCACCAGGGUGGGGUGGUGUGAACCCUCCUCCUGGACCUCCCACCGCACUCCCAAAACCUCCAGUAAUAAAGUGCCACCUGCCCCACUGCUGCAGCAACUGGAGCCUCUCAACUGCACCACCAUCUUGGUUCGAUGGCAGCCAUCUCCAGGCUCCGUGGUCGUCCAGGGUUACCGGCUCUGUUACCAUGAGGAGGGCCAACCAGAACAGCCCUCCAUCCAGCUCCAGCCGGAGGACACAGAAUACACCAUCAGUGGCCUGGACCCAAGGAGGAAGUACCACGUGAAACUGUUGGCAUUAAGCCUUGUAGGAGAUGGUUACCAGGCCGACCAGACACUCAGCACCCCAGGAUGUGUAUCUGUACGAGAUCACCCUCCAGCCCCGGACCAUGUGAGUGCGGUGGCUAACAGCUCGUCAGCGGUGUACCUGCGUUGGAGCCGUCCUGCCUUCGCCUCUAGGAAGGCUGUCAGCUACACAGCUCGCUGCACGCCUGUGGGCCUGGUGAACGCAUCAGCCAUACGCUACAUACAGACUACCAACCAGAGUGUGCUGAUACAGAGCCUGGACUCCAACACUCGCUAUGAGUUAGUGGUGCGUCUCCAUGUCGACCAACUGGCCAGUCCAUGGAGCGUGGUUGUCUUUCAGAGGACUCUACCAGCAGCGCCCAGCCACCCUCCCGAAGGUGUGAGGGUGUCUCUGAUUGAGGACGGCACAGCCCUGGUUUCCUGGAGAGAACCAGAGGAGAACAACCUGGCAGUGACGCACUACACCAUCCUGUACGCCUCACAGAGGGCCUGGCUGGCCGGAUACUGGCAGACACUGCAGAAGGAGGGAAGUAACACCAUGGCCCUGCUGGAGCGUCUGGAGCCUGGUAACGUCUACCUGGUGAAGAUCUCUGCCUCCAACCAGGUGGGAGACGGGCCCUUCUCUACUACUGUGGAGCUGGCCCUGGGGCCUGGGUCUAGACACCGAGGGAAGAGCCCCAGGCACUCAGGCAGCGGCUCCUCCUCAGACACCACAGUGUUCUCUGACGGCCUGUACCACACGGAGCAGAAUUCCAUGACAGGGAUCAUCGUGGGGGUCUGCAUCGCUCUGGCCUGUAUAGUGAUGUGUACCAUCAUCCUCAUCAGCAAAGGCAGAUCCAGGAAAUCUUCCAUCUGUAAGAUCAUGGACGUAGUGAACGGUGAGGGAACACAUGGUCCACAUACUGGUUUGGCCCUGGCCAAUGAACACCAGGCUGAGAACAUAGAGGCCCUGAUGCCCAUGAUGGCCCCUCACUUCAUUGAUGCCAAGGGUGGGACAAACCUGGUGAUUACAGGAGCCGGCCCGGUCUGCGGUAUCAACCGCAGUAAGAGAUGGCACUUUUUUAAGAGGGAGAGAUACAAUAGAACUAUAAGCCAGGCUGAGAACAGAGCACGUCUGUACGAGGCAGGGAAGACCGUUCUGUGUUACGAGGAGAAGGAAGGUGCGCCUCUCCAGCCCUCCAGCCUGCAUAUCCUGUUCGGGCCACUAGGGGACUUGGAGAGCUCCGGGGGCUUCAGUGAGGCAAACAGCUCUGGAACUACUGAGACCAGCGACGGAAGUCGGGAGACAGGAGACUCUGGUCACUACUCCAACGAAGAGAUAAGCAAUGAGAUGAGCAACCCGUCCACCGCCACCUCAGACCGUAACUCCAGGCCUCCGUCCUUCGGGUCGGAGUUGGAUGACAGCCCAACUCCAGAGACGGAAGAAGAAGAAAAGCCUGGUUUUAAAGUGGAAUCUGAGGUGACGCCACCAAGACCUCCCUACCGUCUCCACCAGCCUGGUCAUGACACUGUCCAGCAUCCCUGUUCCCUCUCGGCUGAGGAAGCUGUUUAUCCUGCCCAGGCCACCGUCCAGCAUCCCUGUUCCCUCUCGGCUGAGGAAGCUGUUUAUCCUGCCCAGGCCACCGUCCAGCAUCCCUGUUCCCUCUCGGCUGAGGAACCUGCUUAUCCUGCCCAGGCCACCGUCCAGCAUCCCUCACGGCCCUGUUCCCUCUCGGCUGAGGAAGCUGCUUAUCCUGCCCAGGCCACCGUCCAGCAUCCCUCACGUCCCUGUUCCCUCUCGGCUGAGGAAGCUGUUUAUCCUGCCCAGGCCACCGUCCAGCAUCCCUCACGGCCCUGUUCCCUCUUGGCUGAGGAAGCUGCUUAUCCUGCCCAGGCCACCGUCCAGCAUCCCUCACGGCCCUGUUCCCUCUCGGCUGAGGAAGCUGUUUAUCCUGCCCAGGCCACGGCCCAGUCAGCACCCUGGUGAUAGGUUACCCAACCUGAAUGCGGCUUAUUUUCAGUUGAAGCAGCCCACCUUUCUCGCUUCUUUGCCUCCUGAAAUAGGUCCUUGGGCAAGGAACAUACAGUUACAUAGAGGGAUCAGGAAGUUUAAGCUGUAAGGAGGAAAUGGCUUCAGGUCUACCUCAAGAUCUUUGUAAUGAAUGGUGUUGUUUUCCUGUUUCAUUUUCAUCUUAUUUUCAGUCUGUCUGGUUUCUGUCUUUGUGUCAGGUCUUUAGGGAUGAUUUCUUAGACACCAACCUCAGCGGGGGUCGGAGACAACCGGAUGCAUCCGGUUUUCAAUGGGGAACUGGAAAGAGAGACUUCUGCUUUAGGACGUUAACAAGUCGACAUUCCAUCUUAACUCCUCCUCCACAUUUACAGGAUUGGUUGAACAGUGUAGAA
Oncorhynchus nerka (sockeye salmon) is the source of this 4442-nucleotide messenger RNA. Its product is annotated as protogenin B-like. The record is from RefSeq and is a predicted model, not a curated record. NCBI's taxonomy places the organism in Eukaryota, Metazoa, Chordata, Actinopteri, Salmoniformes, Salmonidae. Gene Ontology annotation, biological process: cell-cell adhesion. The transcript is spliced from 20 exons. Gene Ontology annotation, molecular function: protein binding. Bases 1 to 4026 code for a protein of 1341 amino acids.